AUUUAGUCCUUAAAGUAUAUAAAAUCUGUUAACUUAGUCCCUGUUAUUAAGAUGUCAGGGACUAAAUUGAAGGAUUUUCAUAUACGGGUUUCAUAUACUCGGGACUACUUAUCAUAUGUAUAUCAUUUAGGUACUAAAUUGGAGAGAGUGGUAGUUUAGAGACUAGAUUGGUGGUUUUUUAUUCCAGCUAGAUUAUAGCACAGUUGGGUAGGUUUAACUGUUGUGGCAAUUAUGCAUAUUCCAGCGGUGGUUUUCUGUUUCGUUAUGAAUAAUGGGUUAGUAAACUGGUUUAAGAUAAACUAGAACUUUGGAGCAUUGCCAUUUUACAGUUUUGCUUACGAACUUGGAUUUUCUAAGAAGGAUUUCCUUUUUAAUUUGGCAGGUAUGAAACUUCAAAAGUUGGGAGGGCAUUAGUGAUGUUCUUUUAGACUUUUCUUCUAAGGCAUAAAUUUUCCAAAAUUUUAUUUUUUUCUCAGCUCGUAUUUUGCUUCCAUUAUGGAUGCUUGAGAAGCAUAGAAUGUCUGUCAUGGAAAUUCAGAUCAAUAAAAAAAUUGAAAUUCUAUUAUCUUUCAGCAAAGAAGAAUUUUUAAUUAUUGUUUCCUAUAUUUCUUAUUCUGUGAAGUAUUGCCUCUUGUCAAUACGGUUUUGAAUUGGAAGUGGGUUCCUUUUUUUCAUUUUUUUUAGCAUUUCUUAGUUUGAUGGAAGAAUUGGUAUGGUGAUUUCAUUCAGCAGAGUCUAUUGUCCAUAGUUCAUGUCUGCACUCGUGAUCAUUAUGAAUUUCAUAAUUAAACGGUCUUUUAUCUCUUAGUCUGCGUUUCAUUUAUGAAUGAUUUCUGACGAGGUUUAUUGUCUUGUUGAUGAUGUUUGGUCUGGUAUUCAUGUUUAUUGUUCUUGUGACCUAUGUUAUAUAUUUGUACAUAAAUAUACAACACUAUUAUCUCUUUGAAGGUUUAAAUGACACCACAUAUUGGAUAGAAAGAAACCAUGACUUUAAAUUUAACUGCAACAUCUAAAAAGCUUUGCAGCUUUUUUGUCAAACAGUGAGUUGCUGAAAGCCACAUUAUUUAUUUUGGACCUUAACCGAUGGACAAGGGACCACCUCCUACCCUCUUUGUCAAUGAUGGUUCGUUUAUGGAGAGGUUCAGGCAGCUCCAACAAGAGCAGGAGAGGGGGAAAAAUGCCAAGCCAGAGGACUCUAAACCAAUUAAAGUUGUUUCAGGACCUCUGACUUCCAAACCCUCCAUUAGUAAGGCUAAUGAUGCAAAGAAAUCUUCACAGGGUGGUUCCAGUGGCAAACUUGCUUUCAGCUUGAAACAAAAGUCAAAGCUAGUACCACCCCCUGUUAAGUUGGCUGAUGACGAUGAAGAUGAAAUAGAUGCUGGGUAUGUUUCAAUUGAUGCACUGACAAAACGGCAAAAAUUGGGUCAGGAUGACGGCAUUGAGCAAUCAUCAAGACAGCUUGAUGUUGCACCUCCUCCCCCAAGUGAUCCUACAGUGAAGAAAGUUGCUGACAAAUUUGCAAGUUUUGUGGCUAAAAAUGGAAGGCCAUUUGAGGAUGUUACAUGGCAAAAAAACCCUGGAGACUCACCUUUCAAGUUUUUAUUUGAUGUUAAAUGUUCUGACUAUAAAUAUUAUGAACAUCGGCUUGCUCAAGAGGAGAAGGCCCUUUCACAGUCCAACGAACCACAGGCAUAUCAAAAUGGGACAAGCAUUCCAUCUUCCAGACCAACAAAUGGUCCUCAGAGAUCGUCCCAGCAGCAGUCAACUUACCAAAUCCCUGCCUCUGCUUUAUAUGAUAGUGCUGACGUACCAAGGGGUUCUGGAUCUGCAGGACAAGCAUUUUCAGUUGGAAGCUCGGAUGAGCCCGGUGGAUCAUCAAAGGCCAAUUCUUUAGCACUAAUGGAGUUUUACAUGAAGAAAGCCGCACAGGAAGAAAAGUUCAAACAACCUAGGCAUUCAAAAGAUGAGAUGCCCCCUCCUCCAUCUCUUCAAGGCUCAACUUAUGAUGCUUCAGCUUCAGGGAAAAAAGGCCAUCACAUGGGUGAUUAUAUUCCUCAGGAAGAACUGGAGAAGUUCUUGGCUAGCUGUAACGAUGCAGCAGCUAUGAAAGCUGCAAAGGAGGCUGCUGAGAGGGCCAAAAUUCAGGCUAAUAAUGUGGGCCACAAGCUUUUAUCAAAAAUGGGUUGGAAAGAAGGUGAGGGUCUAGGGGGCUCUAGGAAGGGUAUUGCAGAUCCUAUAAUGGCAGGCAGUGUUAAGAAAGAUAACUUGGGAGUAGGUGCUGUCCAACCUGGGGAGGUGACUCCUGAGGAUGACAUCUAUGAGCAGUAUAAAAAGCGGAUGAUGCUUGGCUACCGUCACAGGCCAAAUCCUCUGAACAAUCCUCGCAAGGCUUACUACUGAACAAACAUCGCCGAAAGCUUAUGUCAACUGUAUUGUUGGUAAAGUAUCCCUUUAGAUGGUAGAUGAACUUGUGCAGUCGUUACGGGAUUUUGUGAACGUUUGCGCUUUUUCUUUUUUGGAACAUCAAAAUUUUCUUUUGCCUUUUUUGUGGGGGAGAAAUGUGUUUAUUACUAUCAUCACAUGUUUAGCUAACAAAGAAUAAUGUUUUUACCGUUUGAGCUUUUGGAGUGUGUUAUUAUUAUUGGCACAGUUAAAAGAAUUGCUUUCUUUUGUUGUUAAAAUUUAA
Molecule: messenger RNA, 2686 nt
Organism: Medicago truncatula (barrel medic)
Lineage: Eukaryota; Viridiplantae; Streptophyta; Magnoliopsida; Fabales; Fabaceae
Product: SURP and G-patch domain-containing protein 1-like protein
Exons: 8
Coding region: 1084-2400 (438 amino acids)
Biological process (GO): RNA processing
Cellular component (GO): nucleoplasm
Molecular function (GO): RNA binding
Source: RefSeq, a predicted model, not a curated record